AUGCCAGUUGCUCAACAGAUUUCUAACACAGAAGCUCCUCCUUGCCAUAAUCAUUCUAGUACCUUGGUACCGCAGCAUAUUGUGCAAUCACACCCAUCUUCCAGAGUCGCUCUCAGAGAGUUGGAUAAUUCUCCGAAUGGAUUCGAUGAUUAUUCGUCAGCGUUAGACCUGCAAAUCGUAGAGGAGGAAGAGGAGAUGGAAGCAGCGGCCAGCUCUGAUAGCGACAUCCGGGAGGUCUCCCACAUGGACUGGCAAUUUGCCAAUCAGGAAACUUUGGGACGUCAAACUCGCGUUCAAGUGGCUCCUCAACAGUAUGGGCAAGUAGCCAACAGAGAAGGCCCAAGGCCCCAAGUUGAUCAAAGACCUCAAACCAUUGUGGUUUCGGCUCCACAGCCCUCAACUUCUGCGUCUUCAACGAACUCACAAAAUAUCUCUAAGCCAUGUGUUAAGAAGAGGAAGGAUAAAGUGUUGCUACCGAAAUCGCAGCAUCCCGUUCGCCAAAAGCCGGCGCCAGUUCAAGUUCAAAUUCAAACGCGAGCUCAAGCUAAAGCCCAAGCCCAAACUCAAACUCGGGCUCAAACUCGGGCCCAGGCUCGAGCUCAAGCAGUCAAGAAGCCAGCAAAGCAAGCUCGGGCGGGUCCCGUAUCUGGCGGCGUUAACAAACGAAAAUCCAGUCGAGUCGGCGGAACUCUGCCGCCAAAGACAGCAGCGCCUAAGAAGACGGUGCCCAAAAAGGCGGUAUCUCAAGCUGUGGUGCCUCAAGCUGAGCCGUCUCAAACUCCCACACCCGAACCCGCGCCGUCUCAAGCUGAGCCGUCUCGAAUUUCCAUAUCUCAACUUGUGCUGCCUCAAUCAGAACCUUCUCGAAUCUCCAUAUCUCAACUCGUUCUGCCUCAAACUGAGCCCUCUAAAAGAAUACCCAUUUCUCAACUUUUGUUGUCUGAAACUGAGCCUUCUAAAAGAAUAUCCAUAUCUCAACUUUUGCUGCCUCAAGUUGAGUCAUCUAGAAUAUCCAUAUCUCAACUUGUGGAGCCUACAGAGAUGCCAGAAAAUGUGGUGCUUCGAACUGAGCCACGUCGAAUCGCCAUAUCCCAACUUAUGUCGCCUCAAACUGUGACAACUCAAGCUAUCGUGCCUCAAGCCGCAUCUCGAACUGCGCUGACAUCAGCCAGGGAAGAUGAGCGGCGACCUGUUUGUGCUUCGUGUUCGGGAAUGAUGCUAACUCAAGACGAAGUAGAACGUUGGCAAGAGGAAAGGAGAAAUCGGUAUUGCAUCCCUUCGUUCAAAGACUCUUUUGGGGAUGUGACUAUGAGCGAUUGUCCACAAGAGGAAAGGGGAAAUCGUCCUUACAUCCCUUCUUUCAAAGACUCUUUUGGUGAUGUGAAUAUGAGCGAUGGUCCACAAGAGGAAAGAGUAAAUCGUUCUUACAUCCCUUCAUUCAAAGACUCAUUUGGGGAUGCGACUAUGGACGAUUGUCCAGCAAGCUCUGAGAAUGAACCAACAAGGGGGAUAUUCAGCAUCGAUGCUUAUCGUACAAGGCCUGUAACUCCUAGCCACGUGAUUGGCUGGGGAUGGUGA
Messenger RNA from Trichoderma virens Gv29-8, 1578 nucleotides. RefSeq lists its product as uncharacterized. The transcript has a single exon. Lineage: Eukaryota; Fungi; Ascomycota; Sordariomycetes; Hypocreales; Hypocreaceae. Bases 1 to 1578 code for a protein of 525 amino acids. The record is from RefSeq and is a predicted model, not a curated record.